This is a messenger RNA of Micropterus dolomieu (smallmouth bass), 922 nucleotides long. RefSeq lists its product as uncharacterized. The coding region runs from base 1 to 813 and encodes 270 amino acids. The record is from RefSeq and is a predicted model, not a curated record. NCBI's taxonomy places the organism in Eukaryota, Metazoa, Chordata, Actinopteri, Centrarchiformes, Centrarchidae. The transcript has a single exon.
AUGGAGACACAGACGGGUGUUUGGCUCCUGGCAGCGCUGCUGAACGUUUCUUUAGCAGAAGAUAAAUACGUCGCUGUUGGUGGUAAACUGGAGCUGAGGCCUAAACCACCAUCAGCAGCAGCCAUCAGCAACAUCCUGUGGAAACACAACGGUAAUCUGGUGGCAGAGUGGGCACAGGGAGCGGUUGAGCUGACACAUUACGGGUCGUUUAAAAGCCGCACAACACUGGACAUAAACGCUGGAGGUUUGGAAAUCAACAACAUGGUAGAAGCUGACGCGGGGCUGUACACAGUGGAAAUCAACAGCCAUGUCCAGAGUCCGAGCUAUGAUGUUAAAAUGAUCAAAGAAGUGCCCGAGCCUGAGGUAUGGAUGCGAUUACUGACAUGUGCCGCUGAUUCAGAAGAGUGCACGCUGUCCUGUGAUGGAGACACUGCAGGGGCCGAACCUGUGACCUACAGCUGGAAGGAGGGAGACGGAGACUGGAAGGAGUCGGGAAAGAUCAUGAAAAUCACCAGGAGUCAGACAGCUGUUAAAAUCUUCUCCUGCAAGAUAAAGAACCCGGUCAGUGAGAAAGAAAGUGAACCUGAACCCAACCCGUUCUUCCAAAGAAAACUUCCAGACUGCCUCUGGACUAAAGUUUUAGGGGCUGUGAUGAGAUCCUUGGCAAUCGUGGCACUCUUUGUGACUGUUGUGUUCUUCUGUUAUCUGAACCGAGAGACCGUCAGGAAGCUGAUCUGUCCAUGUCAACGUGGAAAAGGUGACGAUAACGCAGCUCGAGGUGGACGAUCACCUCCACUUCCUGAUAGAGAUUAAAGCACGUCAGCCCUGCAGCCACUUCAGACUGUGCCACAUAUAACCAUCUCCCAGGUGAAGUUCAGUCUUCAGACAAACACAAAUGCUCCUGCUCUGUGUUUUUACUGUU